This is a messenger RNA of Labrus mixtus (cuckoo wrasse), 798 nucleotides long. It is a transcript of the gene spc24, whose product is annotated as SPC24 component of NDC80 kinetochore complex. The transcript is spliced from 6 exons. The coding region runs from base 60 to 659 and encodes 199 amino acids. Lineage: Eukaryota; Metazoa; Chordata; Actinopteri; Labriformes; Labridae. The record is from RefSeq and is a predicted model, not a curated record.
AAGUGAAGCGCGGUCUGUUUUUGAAUCCCGGAAAAAAGAAACUGUCCGGUCUCACCACGAUGGCUCAAGGGAACAAAUUUCAGGACUUGGAGGAGACGGCCGAGGCCUUGGUGGCGUUCAUCAACAGCGGGCAGCUGGAGCAACUGAGCCGAGUGAAAGUUGAACAUAAGGCUCUUUUUGACCAACACGUAGAGACCAAAAAGAUUGUGACACAGAUUUUAAAAGAUGUGGCUCAGGUCGAGGAGAGCGCGGGUCAGAGGCUGCUCGACAUGGAGGAGGAGAAAAAGCACCGCGAGAUGGAGCUGGACAGUCUGGAGGAGCAGCUGAAGAAGUGCACGGCCAAGAGCCAGAUCACAGAGUCCGAGCUGCAAUUCCUGCAGAGAGAGUUUGAGAGUCUGAGGACCGCUGAACACGAGCUUCAGAAUCUACAGAACGAGGUGGAUGAAGACACCACCGAGGUCAUCCCCUCAGCUGUGUACGUGUCUCAGGUGUACUACCUGAUAACAAAGAUCAAGUGGGAAUACAACACACAACCCGGCGUCUUGAAAGGAGUUCAUUACGGUGCAGAUUUAGCCACGCCCAUCAACAUCGACACGUCUGUGCGAUCUCGGAGCGACGUCAGCGACCAGCUGUGGGGCUUCGUCAGCGCCGAAUGGUAGAUUGACGGAUGGUGGUGGUGGUGAAGUCCACGGUGCUGUGUAAAAUAUUUAUGUUAGUCUGUGAACGUGUUUGUUUCCUUUUCUUCUCUUUGACACUUUUAUUGUUUUUCUAAUUAAAUUUCUCACAUUUGGUUAAGAA